This is a messenger RNA of Seriola dumerili (greater amberjack), 1182 nucleotides long. RefSeq names its product dolichyldiphosphatase 1 (gene dolpp1). Bases 6 to 722 code for a protein of 238 amino acids. Gene Ontology annotation, molecular function: dolichyldiphosphatase activity. Gene Ontology annotation, cellular component: intracellular membrane-bounded organelle; endoplasmic reticulum membrane. The record is from RefSeq and is a predicted model, not a curated record. Lineage: Eukaryota; Metazoa; Chordata; Actinopteri; Carangiformes; Carangidae. The transcript is spliced from 8 exons. Gene Ontology annotation, biological process: protein N-linked glycosylation; lipid biosynthetic process.
GUAAGAUGGCGUUGGAAGAGCAGUGCUCGGCACCACCUCGAUGGCGGUCCAUAUCUCUGACACACGUAGAGUUCCCCGAGGAUGAUCUGACGGGACAAGUGCUGGCCUACAUCAGUCUCCUGCCGAUAGCGAUCCUUGUGGGUUUUGUUACACUUAUAGUGUUUAAACGGGAGCUGCACACGAUUUCCUUCUUCGGUGGGCUCAUCCUGAAUGAAGGGGUGAACUGGGUGCUGAAGCACAUUCUCAGAGAGCCGCGCCCAUGUGCAGGGGCUCACACAACCCUGCACACAGAGUAUGGGAUGCCCUCCAGUCAUUCCCAGCUUAUCUGGUUCUUUGUUGUUUACUUCUUUCUUUUCCUUUAUUUAAGAAUGCAUCAAACGAACAAUGCUCGAUGUGUGGACCUGCUGUGGAGACACAUACUGUCCAUCAUCCUGUUGGGCAUGGCCUUAUCAGUCUCAUACAGCAGAGUCUACCUGUUGUAUCACACCUGGAGCCAGGUUUUCUGUGGUGGAGUGGCUGGUAGUUCGAUUGGCAUACUCUGGUUCUUUAUCACACAAGAGGUGCUGACACCAUUAUUCCCCAAAAUAGCAGCGUGGCCAAUAUCAGAGUACUUCCUGGUACGAGACACAAGCCUGAUCCCCAACAUCUUAUGGUUUGAGUAUACAGUGACCAGAUCAGAGGCAAGGAACAGACAGCGAAAGCUUGGAACAAAACUUCAGUGAUCUACACAGUUCUUUUGUGAAACUGAGUUUAGGACCACACACACACACACACACACACACACACACACACACACACACACACACUCUCACAAACACACACAGACAAAUGCUCACUCGACAAAAACACACUGGAGAACCAUCUUUUGGACUGACAUGGUUGCAAGGAGUAAAGGGCAAAAACCGUUUACAGGUGGCGAAAGAGUGCCUGGACCUGGCCCGGAGCCUACAGCCUGAGCAAGUCCGUCCACACGCCUCUCCUUCUUGUACAGCUUGCCCAAAAUGCUCUUCAGUGCAUGCAAGACUGUGCAAGAGGCAUACUAUUUAAUGAUAGAUUAAUAUAUAGAUUUUAACUAUAAACGCACGCUGACAGUAACAGUGUACUGUAAGAGAUUCGAGGAGCCAAAAAGGAGGCUUUGGUCAAGUUUCAAACAAAUUGGUGGGCGUCAUUGCAGCAUGUAUU